This is a messenger RNA of Pteronotus mesoamericanus, 2578 nucleotides long. RefSeq names its product neuraminidase 1 (gene NEU1). Bases 16 to 1266 code for a protein of 416 amino acids. The record is from RefSeq and is a predicted model, not a curated record. NCBI's taxonomy places the organism in Eukaryota, Metazoa, Chordata, Mammalia, Chiroptera, Mormoopidae. The transcript is spliced from 6 exons. Gene Ontology annotation, biological process: oligosaccharide catabolic process; ganglioside catabolic process. Gene Ontology annotation, molecular function: exo-alpha-sialidase activity. Gene Ontology annotation, cellular component: cytoplasm; membrane; intracellular membrane-bounded organelle.
CGUCGCGGGGAAGAAAUGACAGAGAAGCGACCCAGCACAGUGACCUUGGGCGGGCCUGGGGGGCCGCGGGGGCUGGGGUUUGGGGCAGUCUGUAGGAUUCAGAUAUUUGCCGCGAUCUUUCCGCUGCUGUUGUCUGCGGCAGUAUUCGGGGCUAGGGCAGAGAACGACGUCCGUCUGGUUCAGCCGCUGGUGACCAUGGAACAGCUCCUGUGGGUGAGCGGGAGGCAGAUAGGCUCUGUGGACACUUUCCGCAUCCCGCUCAUCACAGCCACUCCUCGGGGCACUCUCCUUGCCUUUGCUGAGGCCAGAAAAAUGUCCACAUCGGAUGAGGGGGCCAAAUUCAUCGCUCUGCGGAGGUCCAUAGACCAGGGCAGCACAUGGUCUCCUACGGCAUUCAUUGUGGAUGAUGGGGAGACUCCAGAUGGUUUGAAUCUGGGGGCAGUGGUGAGCGAUAUUGAAACGGGAGUGGUAUUCCUUUUCUACUCCCUAUGUGCUCACAAGGCUGGCUGCCAGGUGGCCUCCACCAUGUUGGUGUGGAGCAAAGAUGAUGGUGUUUCCUGGAGCCCGCCCCGGAACCUCUCCUUGGAUAUCGGCACUGAGAUGUUUGCCCCUGGACCAGGCUCUGGCAUUCAGAAACAGCGGGAGCCACGGAAAGGUCGUCUCAUUGUGUGUGGUCACGGGACGGUAGAGCGGGAUGGGGUCUUCUGCCUCCUCAGUGAUGACCAUGGCACUUCCUGGCACUAUGGCAGUGGGGUCAGCGGCAUUCCCUAUGGGCAGCCUAAGCGAGAAAAUGAUUUCAACCCUGAUGAGUGCCAGCCCUAUGAGCUCCCAGAUGGGUCAGUUGUCAUCAACGCCCGGAACCAGAAUAACUACCACUGCCACUGCCGAAUUGUCCUCCGCAGCUAUGACGCCUGCGAUACACUGAGGCCCCGUGAUGUGACCUUCGACCCUGAGCUUGUGGACCCUGUGGUUGCCGCAGGAGCUGUAGCCAUCAGCUCUGGCAUUGUCUUCUUUUCCAACCCAGCCCAUCCAGAGUUCCGAGUGAACUUGACCCUGCGCUGGAGCUUCAGCAAUGGUACCUCAUGGAGGAAAGAGACAGUCCAGCUCUGGCCAGGGCCUAGUGGCUACUCAUCGCUGGCAGCCCUGGAGGGCAGUGUGGGCGGGGAGGACCAGGCCCCCCAGCUCUUUGUCCUGUAUGAGAAAGGCCGGAACCACUACACAGAGAGCAUCUCCCUGGCCAAAGUCAGCGUGUAUGGGACACUCUGAGCUGUACACCUGCCACAGGGGUAGAAGGCCCUGGACUCAGCCUUCAGGAUGAUGGGUCUCUACAGGCUCUGCUGGACAUGACUAAAAGACAGUUCUACUUUCCUUUAGAUCUAGCCUUUUGCAAAAUCAACUUUCUUUGACAGGGAUAUCACUCCAUUAGGACUAAAAGCCUGGCUUCUCCUCCCAUACAGGAAGUCCUGCCCCCUACCUGGAAGUGUUUCCUUUUCACAUUGUUGCAUCUGGCCCCCUAUACUUUCUGCCCUCCCCAGGACAAUGAUUGGUCCUUUCCUUGGGCAGGGCCAGGUGGACCUGUAGAAUUGAAUAAAUGUGGACUCAGAAUUGGGGAAGGCUGAGCUUCCUCUUUGAGGUAAGAUACUGGCUUUGGAAAGGAUUGGUGAAGGGUCUGGCGGGGUGUGGUGUUUACUGUCAGGGAAAGGAACUAGACUAGAUGAACCCCCGACCUCAACAGUUUAUGGAUCAAAAUCUUCAUAACACAAUGUCUUUAAUGAAAGUGAAUGAGCAGGUGUAGAGUCUGUGGUUCAGUCAAUGCCCGUCUUCAAGUCUGUGUUCCUUAUGUACUCAGUGGGGCUGGGAAUGAGCUCUAGGAAAGAUGCUGUUGUGCUGUGGCCUGUGAACAUCUGACUUUGGUAAAUCAAACCCUCCUUUCCCUUUCACAUACUUUCUCAUCACUGAAAAACAGGUUGACCUUCACAGGUGUAAUGCACAGUCAGAGGGGAACCCCAUAAGGUAUUCAAAACCUGCUCUGUUUUGUAUUUCUAACAAGAGUGGGUGCUGUCCUCCACAAGGCAUGGAGCAAUUGUGUACAGUACAGAUGCCAAGCCUCUCCCAGGCUAGCCUGGCAGAGAAUAACACUGGGACAAAUUAUGGGAGAAAAAAGCAUCUUCAUUCUAUAGCAGAUGCUGGGAAAAGAACCUCAGCAACUACAGGUGAGUGGGAGAGCCACAGCAUUCCUCCCGAUGGAGGGAGAGUACAACGCCUGGACAACAUGGUAAGAAUGUCUCUCAUGUAAAGGGAUGAGGGCCACAUUCAUUUGCAGUUAGAAGUUUGUUUCACUUGCAGCUGCUUCUCUAGCAAAUGUUAGGGUGAUUUAUCCUGUCUGAUGGAAGAAGUGGAAUAAUACCACUGUGUGAAGACAUGGUAUAAUUUUGUUAUAUUUUAUCCAGAAUUUAUGACCAAUAAUGUAAAACUUCAAGUUUUUAAUUUAUAGACAUUUUCAAAAACUCUCAAAAGUAAAUAGCUUAGGAAGCCCCAUGUACCAAAUAUCCAUCUAGUUUCAAUGGUUAUCAAGAUA